CUGGAAAACAAACGAUUUGUUGGUUUUGUUGUCGCAGGCUCACAAGCAUGUGUGUUUGCUUGCAGCGCUAAAAAUUUAUUCAAAUAAAAUUUAAAUUUUUUAUUUUGUUAAAUAACGUAUUAAAAAUGCAAAGCGAUGAUAUCAUAUGGGGUAUCAUCAAUAACACGUUUUGUUCUCAUAAAAUAAACACAAAAACUCAACAGUUUUGCCGUAAUGAAUACAAUUUAACUGGUCUCUGUAACCGAAGUUCUUGCCCACUAGCAAACAGUAACUAUGCCACUAUUAGAGAAGAAAAGGGUGUUUGUUUUUUGUACAUAAAAACCAUUGAAAGAGCUGCUUUCCCUGCGAGGCUAUGGGAGAAAGUAAAGCUUUCAAAGAAUUAUGAAACAGCUUUGGAACAGAUUGAUGAAAAUUUGAUAUAUUGGCCACAUUUUAUUCGUCAUAAAUGCAAGCAAAGAUUUACAAAGAUUACUCAGUAUAUUAUUCGUAUGAGAAAACUGAAACUUCGAAGACAGAAAGAACUAGUCCCAAAACAAAGAAAAAUUGAAAGACGAGAGAGGCGUCGUGAAGAAAAAGCCUUGGUGGCUGCUCAGUUGGAUACAGCUAUUGAAAAAGAACUUGUUGAUCGUCUGAAGAGUGGUUUGUAUGGAGAUAUUUACAACUUCCCUCAAAAAGCUUUUGAAAAUGCAUUGAAGGAUGAAGAAAUUGAGAGCGAAAUUGAGGAAGAAGAAGAGGAGGAGGAGGAAGGUGUUGGCGAACGGGUGUAUGUUGCUGACGAAGAUUUUGAAGAAAGUGAUAUCUCAGACUUAGAAGAUUUCGGAAAGAAUGCGGAAUCUUCGAGUUCGGACGAUGAAUCAAAACAUAAACGUAAGCGCCUUGUCAAGAAGAAAGCAUAUGUACAAAUUGAAUACGAAAAUGAAGAAAGACCCAAAGAGAAAAUGUUGCAAACAGAACUACAUGCAAUGGAUGAAUAAAUGUUUUAUUUUUCA
Uloborus diversus is the source of this 989-nucleotide messenger RNA. RefSeq names its product protein MAK16 homolog. Gene Ontology annotation, cellular component: nucleolus; preribosome, large subunit precursor. Gene Ontology annotation, biological process: maturation of 5.8S rRNA; maturation of LSU-rRNA. Bases 126 to 974 code for a protein of 282 amino acids. The record is from RefSeq and is a predicted model, not a curated record. Lineage: Eukaryota; Metazoa; Arthropoda; Arachnida; Araneae; Uloboridae. The transcript has 8 exons.